UUGCUUUACUCUACAACGGCAGUCCUUGUGAGGUAGGUCGCUCAAGGCUCGCAACCCUUUCAUUAACUCCGCAUAUCACAACGGGCACAAGUCAAGCCUCAGAAUUUCAACGUGCCUCGAGUGUAAUUGGAAAUACGGAAGCUGCGUCAACCGCCACACUGUACCACGGCGGACGUAACGAAGUGCAUCGUGAAAUUGUCGCAUGACAAAGGAACUUUGAUUGAUCCCGAAUGAAAUUCAUGAAUUCAACUAUUCGAAUUUAAAGAGUUGAACUCGUUCCAGUGGCAUGUCAGAAAAAAUGUACUAUUGGGGGGAGGAACGGGAGACGGGGGACUCGGAGCAGACCUUCAUCGAGUUCAAGGCGAAGCCCUCGUCAGCAGGAGAGUCGUCGUCACGAGCGAUCCCGAAGAUGGUGGUGUCGCCGCCGCAAGGGGAGAUAGCGGGCGCUGGUAGUCGGGGUGAGGACGCGGAACGCGGUGGCUGGGACAACAAGCUGGACUUCCUUUUCUCGUGCAUCAGCGUCUCAGUUGGCCUCGGAAACGUCUGGCGGUUUCCUUACCUCUGCUACAAGAACGGAGGAGGUGCUUUCCUCGUCACUUAUGGAAUCGCGAUGAUCUUUUGCGGAAUUCCGAUAUUCUUCCAAGAGGUUGCGAUCGGUCAGUACCUCGGUGCCGGUGGAAUGACUCUCGUUGGUCAGCUGUGCCCUCUUCUCCAAGGUGUCGGCUACGCGACCAUGACGAUCGUUUUCUUCCUGGACGUUUACUACUGCAUCAUCAUCGCCUGGACCUUGUUCUACCUGAUCGCAACCUUCGCCAAUCUUCCCGGACUGCCUUGGAGCGGUUGUGGAAACUGGUGGAACACUGAAAACUGCUUCAGCGCUGAGGAAGCUAUUCAGGAUCACGAGAAACACGCGAACACGACGACGUCGACGCUGAACAAUCAGACCGUGCAUCACACAACGCCGGUUGAGGAGUAUUGGGAUCGACGCGUUCUUGGAAUAACUGGAGGCAUCGAGGAAAUCGGUGGAAUGCAGUGGGAACUCCUGGGGUGUCUAGUUUUAGGCUGGCUACUAGUCUACGCGAUAAUACGACGCGGGCUUCACCAGAGUGGCAAGAUCAUCUGGUUCUCAGCCCUUUUCCCGUACGUGGUACUCUUCAUUCUUCUCGGGCGUGCCGUGACCUUGGACGGUGCUGCGGAUGGACUUCUUUACUACGUCACACCGCGAUGGGAGAAGCUACUGACUCCUGGACCCUGGAUCGACGGUGCGACGCAGAUAUUUUUCGCUUACAGCAUCGGUACCGGGGCUCUUCCGGCUCUAGGAUCGUACAACAAGUUCCAUCACAACUGUUACAAGGACGCUCUGAUCACCUGCGUUGUCAAUACUCUGACCUGCCUGCUGGCCGGCUGCGUCACCUUCUCAAUCCUCGGCCAUAUUGCCAUGGAACAGAACACCAAGGUAUCCGAAGUCGUCAAGAGCGGACCUGGCCUCGUGUUCCUAACUUAUCCUGAAGUCGUACUCAAGCUGCCUGGAGCACCGAUUUGGGCGAUAAUAUUCUUCGUCAUGCUUAUAAUUCUUGGCAUAGACAGCGAGUUCUGUAUCGUGGAAUCGUUCAUCACCGGUGUCGUUGACAAUUGGCCCGACACCCUUCGCCCUCAUCGUAACAAAUUUACGGUCGCCAUAUGCUUGCUGAUGUUCUGCAUGGGGGUUCCCAUGGUCACGCACGGUGGAGUAUAUAUCUUUCAGCUGAUGGACUUCUACUCGGCAAGCGGAAUGUCGAUCCUCUGGGUUUGCUUCUUUCAGACAAUAGCGAUAUCUUGGAUAUUCGGUACUCAGAAAUUUUGCGACUGUGUCCAUCAGAUGAUGGGUAUUCGUCCAAAUAAAUUCUGGUACAUAUGUUGGCUUGUUUUUGCCCCGGUUGUUAUGGCGUUCAUAUUCGUAUUUCAAUGCGUCCAAUACAAGCCCUUGAAAUACGGCAGCACUUACGAAUAUCCAUUGUGGGCUGAGGUGGUUGGAUUCAUUCUGAGUUUCUCGUCGAUGAUUUGGAUACCAGCUUACGCCGUGUACUACGUCAUUGCAUCGCCAGGAUCGUUCAAAGAGAAUAUCCUGAAGGGAUUGAAGCCUAACAUAAAAUCCAGAGCGAAACUACCAAAGGGUGAAAAAUCGGCGAUCAUUCCUAUGUCUGAGAGUAGUGCCGGUCUGAUUUCCAAAAACAACAGUUUUCUCAGUCAGUAACGAUACCCGAACGAGCCCGCAGGGCGUUUGAUAGGAUAUACCGAAGUGUGAUGGGGUUUUAUGUGUGUAUACGUAUAUCUGUAUCUCUGCACACCCAUAUGUACAUGCGUAUAUUCAUAUAAAUACCACGUGGGGAUUCCGCCUUGUUUGUGCAGACAUAAGGCAGUGAUACAAAACGCAGUAUUAC
Diprion similis is the source of this 2420-nucleotide messenger RNA. RefSeq names its product sodium- and chloride-dependent GABA transporter 1-like. Bases 287 to 2233 code for a protein of 648 amino acids. The record is from RefSeq and is a predicted model, not a curated record. Gene Ontology annotation, cellular component: membrane. NCBI's taxonomy places the organism in Eukaryota, Metazoa, Arthropoda, Insecta, Hymenoptera, Diprionidae. Gene Ontology annotation, biological process: sodium ion transmembrane transport. The transcript is spliced from 11 exons.